Messenger RNA from Daphnia pulicaria, 3759 nucleotides. Its product is annotated as transcription elongation factor SPT6-like. NCBI's taxonomy places the organism in Eukaryota, Metazoa, Arthropoda, Branchiopoda, Diplostraca, Daphniidae. Gene Ontology annotation, biological process: mRNA transcription by RNA polymerase II; transcription elongation-coupled chromatin remodeling; positive regulation of transcription elongation by RNA polymerase II. Gene Ontology annotation, cellular component: transcription elongation factor complex. The record is from RefSeq and is a predicted model, not a curated record. The transcript is spliced from 9 exons. Bases 1 to 3759 code for a protein of 1252 amino acids. Gene Ontology annotation, molecular function: histone binding; nucleosome binding; DNA binding.
AUGAUCGUAGAAAAUCCAGAGGCCCUCAAAACUUGGCUUGUGGCUGCCCUGGCCUCAUUGUGUGGUGAAGACCAGGAUCAUGUAGAGAUUGCCGAGAUUGUGCUUGCCCAAGCUAAAAAGAAGAAAACAAAUUCUGAUCUGGAAAAGGCCAUGUGGAAGAAGCUUUUGGCAGACUACCUUGGUGAGAAGACAGGAGAAUUCAUCAAAAAGUUUUUCGUCACUUUGGAGACCAAAUCAUACCUGCAGUCAAACCCUGGGCCUUCUACGCCCAGAAUUGAAUCAACUACUGCUAGUGAACAUGAAGUGGGUCAUUUUACUGAUUUCGAUGAAAAGAUUCGAAAAACCGAUAUGCCUGAACGCAUGCAAUUACGUAACGUUCCCAUUACUUCUGUCGAAGAAGGUUCUGCUGAAUUGGAUUUAGAAGCCGAGUGGAUACACAAGCAUGCUUUUUCCAAAGCAUCCAUUUCAAAUCAGGACGGUACGGCAGAUGGACGGGAAGAUGUGAUAAAGGGACCUAAGACUGUCGAAAAGAUUCGUAAAGCUCUUGAACUCAUUCGCAAUCAACACUUCGAAGUCCCUUUUAUAGCCUUCUAUCGUAAAGAAUACGUCCUACCAGAAUUGAGCGUGUAUGACCUUUGGAGAGUCUACAAGUUUGAUGAAAAGUGGACCCAACUGCAGACACGUAAAAACAACAUGAUGCGACUCUUCCAGAAAAUUCAAAAAUAUCGAUCGGAGAAGCCCAAUGAGAACGUGCGUGUUCUUAAAGAUGAAGACAUCGAUAGAUUGAGAAUGGUCCAAUCCAUUGAAGAAUUGAGCGACGUUUACAAUCACUUCACCCUUUACUACGGCAAUGAUGUACUUGCCAUGCGAGAAGAAUACCGUCGAAACUCAGCAGCCAGGCAAAGAUUGAACGAAGACGGUGAACUUAUGGAUGCCGACGAUAUGAAAGAAGACUUGCACGACCCGGAUGAAGACUUAUACUCUCGUGGCGCCAGUGCUGGUCUUGAUGGGUUGCUAAGGAAAUACGGUUUAUCUCGCAUCGAGCAGUUCGCCGACAAUUACCAACGACACGACAUUCAUCAAAGUCAAACAACAAAAGAUCCUUGCGAUGUUGCCCUCGAAUAUGCCUUCUCCAAGUUUCCAAACGUUGCUGAAUUUCUCAAAGCGGCAAACUACAUGUUGGCUGUACAAAUCGCUAAAGAACCUUCGGUUCGUAAGUUUGUCCGUGAAUCUUUCUUUGAACGCGCUCGUUUUGAUGUCAUCCCUACGAAGGAAGGCUUGAAGAAAAUCGACGAGAUGCACAACCUUUAUUCUCUCAAAUUCCUUAAAAACAAGCCAGUGUGGGAUUUAGUCAAUGAUCAAUUCCUCCGACUGUGGGUCGCUGAGCAAGACAAGUUGCUAACCAUUGUCUUCCCAACGAAAAUUGAAGGAGCCAUUACCGCCAGUUACGUUGACGAGAUAAUAAAGGCACUCCUUACCCGCGACGAAUCCAGCAAACUCGUACAGGAAUUGAAUGUUCAGCGUAAAGAAAUCAUCGAUCUUGCCCUCAGUAAAUUUGUGUUACCGUCGAUGGUCAAAGAACUCAAGGCAAAGCUGUUGAACGAAGCCCAAGAAUUUGUUAAGAGAGCUUGCUGCCAACAAUUAUACAAUUGUCUCAACGUGGCCCCUUACGAAGUCAACUUUGGUGACAAAGAGGACAAGGACACUACAGAUGGAAUUAGAAUCCUGGGUCUCAGCUAUGGAGAAGAUCAGAUAGUUUAUGGUUGUUUGAUCAAAGGCGAUGGUGAGUGUUCCAACCAAAUUCGUCUGGAACACAUUCUGAAGCGCAAAAAUGCUGAGAAGGAGAAGGAUCGCACUGACAAAGAGAAGAACCUCAAAAUGUUAAAGUAUUUUAUCUCCAGUGGGAUGCCACAUGCGAUCGCCGUGAGUGCCGAGUCUCAGGAAGCCACGCAGCUGGUUGAAGAUUCGCGAUCAAUAAUAUCUGAGCUUGUCAAGGAAAAGAAGUGUCCAACGAUCGAUGUCUUUCUGGUCGACAACAGUUUUGCCAAAGUGUUUGCAAAGUCGACUGGGGCCGAAAGUGAAUUCCCUCAACGUCCGCUGUUGUUGCGUGAAGCCAUUAGCAUUGCCAGGCAAUUUCAGGACCCUCUCGUUGAAUUUUCGCAACUCUUUAAUUCCAACGAAGACAUCGUCAAUAUCAAAUUUCAUUCUAUGCAAGAUCAACUAUCCAAAAAAGAACUUUUGGAAGGUCUCUAUCUUGAAUUUGUGAACCGAACCAACGAAGUUGGUGUUGACAUCAAUCGCGCCAUCAAACACCCACGCACGGCGCAUUUGAUUCAAUUCAUAUGCGGUCUCGGACCCCGAAAAGCUGACCAAUUGAUCCAAACCCUCUUAAAAAACAAGAACCAGCGACUAGAAAAUCGAACACAGUUGGUUACUGCUUGUCACAUGGGUCCAAAGGUGUUCACUAACUGCGCUGGCUUCAUAAAAAUCGACACACAUUUGUCGGGUGACGGUGCCGAGCCGCAGGUCGAACUGCUAGAUGGUUCUCGUGUCCAUCCGGAAAGGUACGAUUGGGCUCGUGAUUUCGCCGUUGCUGCUCUCAAGUACCAUGGUGAAAAAUAUGUCGACCCUGGUGGUGCUGUGAAAAAGAUUCUGGAAGCCCCCCAAAAGCUCGAAGGUAUCAAUUUGGAUGUGGCAGUUGAUCAGUGUGAGCGUCAAGGUUUCGGCAACGCACGAAAUACUUUGGAACACAUUCGCUCUGAACUACUCCAUCUCUACAAGGAUGGUCGGCCGUCAUAUCAAGCGCCCUCACAUGAAGAAGAUAUCUUCAACAUGAUUACCAAAGAAACUCCGCAAACCUUUUAUAAGGGCAAAAUGGUCUUGGCAACCGUCACCGGCUUCCUACGUCGUAAACCCAAGCGAGAAGAACUGGACAAAGCCAAUCCAAAGAAAAACGAAACCACCGGCUUGUGGCAAUGCCCAUUUUGUCUGCAGAAUGAUUUCACUGAUCUGUCAGGAGUUUGGAAUCAUUUUGAUGCUGGAUCUUGCAGUGGUCAGGCGAUUGGUGUGAGCAUCUGCUUGGAGAAUGGACUGUCUGGAUUUCUUCCUAUGAAGUGCCUCUCUGAUUCUAAAAUCACCAAUCCGGAAGAACGUGUCCGUGUAGGACAUACGAUCCAUUGUCGCAUCACCAAGAUUGAUGUCAAACGCUUUUCCGUUGAUGUCACUUCAAAAGCUUCCGAUUUGGAUGACAUAAAUGGUGUAUGGCGCCCACCAAAGGAUGCCUACUACGAUGGACCAGCUGAAAAGGCCAUGCUGAAGGCAGAAGAGGAUGCCAAAAAGCUUCGUCAAAAGAACACAGAAAGUAUCAUUGCUCGACCGGCUUCAACAACACCAUCAAAUACAACCGAAAGGAGGUCAGGGGGUCCCUCGUCCCGUUCCAGGUCACGCAGUCCGAAUCGGGGCCGGACUGCCCGUACGAUCGGAUCGAGCAGCAGAAGUCGAUCACCGUUGCAUCAAUCAUCACCGUUGAGACGUCCGUCACCUCGUCUCCCUGCUUUUCCGCCGGUCGGAGCCCCUGCCCCAGCAUUGAUCGUCGCUCCGCCCUGGUUCCACAAUAUGCAAUGCCCACAUUUCAAAGAUCAUAGUCAAUGCCCGAGGGGCAAUCUCUGCCCGUAUGUCACCGGUCCAUACCAGCCGGAUCUGCAGUUAAUGGAAGCAUUAAACAUGCCCGGAAGAGAUCCACCACAAAAUCCUCAGUAG